AUGCCGCUGUCGACGUCACUGGUCCGGGCACUCGUCUACUCCCUCGCCGUCCUCCUCUUUUGCGACACUGUCUGGGCCGGCCGCGCUGAAUGCCAGUACCCCACUGACGACCCCUUAUCUGGCUGUGCGUCUGGCACCCUCCUCGUUGGCCCACCAGGCACUAGUAAUGUCAACUUCACCACCAUCCAGUCUGCCGUCCUCAGCCUCCCAAAUGAUGCUACACCGUACACUAUCCUCAUCCUCCCAGGUAACUACACGGAACAGGUCAACGUCACUCGUCCCGGUCCCGUCACACUCCUGGGCCAGACCGUGGCUCCUACGGACCGCACGCAAAACGCAGUGAGCAUCUUGUGGGCGGCCGUCGCGGGCCCCUCGGAUAACGCACGGACGAGCACGCUCACGGUCACCUUCAAUGCAAGCUUAACGGGGCCGGAUGGGCACCAUUUUGGGAGCACCGAUUUCCGCGCAUACAACAUUGACAUCGUGAAUGACUACGCACCGUACUCCGACACCCCGAGCCUCGCGAUUGGGAUCAGCUACGCCAACGCUGGAUUCUACUACUGCGGGUUCUAUAGCUACCAGGAUACCAUCUACGUCGGCGAGCUUGGGAACACGUACAUGUAUGACAGCGAGAUCGCCGGCCAGACCGACUUCCUGUACGGGUACGGGACGCUCUGGGUGCAGUCGUCGCUGCUGUCGCUGCGCAGCUGCGGCGGCGGGAUCACGGCGUGGAAGGGGACGAACACGACCUUCGUCAACUCCUACGGCGUCUACAUCGUCGACAGCGAGGUGCGCAGGGCGAAUGCGAGCCUGCACAUCGCGGGCGAGUGCGCCCUGGGCCGGCCAUGGAACGCGCAGGACCGCUCGAUCUUCGCGUACACGUAUCUCGACGACAGCAUCGAGCCGUCGGGGUACAUCCCCUGGGCGGGCGUCCCGGGCGGGCGGAUCGACUUCAACACGACGAUGGCCGAGUUCCGCGACUACGGCCCGGGGUUCAACCUCACCGGGCGCGAGGAGGCGGGCAUCACGCUGCUGAUGACUCCGGAGGAGUAUGCGCCGUACGACCGCGUCGAGAAGGUGUUCCAGUACCCGUUCAGCGGGGAGUACGGCAACGUCGCGUGGAUCGACCCGACGCCGUGGGUGUUAUGGUGA
Molecule: messenger RNA, 1152 nt
Organism: Fibroporia radiculosa
Lineage: Eukaryota; Fungi; Basidiomycota; Agaricomycetes; Polyporales; Fibroporiaceae
Exons: 3
Coding region: 1-1152 (383 amino acids)
Biological process (GO): cell wall modification
Molecular function (GO): pectinesterase activity
Source: RefSeq, a predicted model, not a curated record